Molecule: messenger RNA, 4656 nt
Organism: Dermatophagoides pteronyssinus (European house dust mite)
Lineage: Eukaryota; Metazoa; Arthropoda; Arachnida; Sarcoptiformes; Pyroglyphidae
Gene: Cph
Product: BCL11 transcription factor chronophage
Biological process (GO): regulation of transcription by RNA polymerase II
Cellular component (GO): nucleus
Molecular function (GO): DNA-binding transcription factor activity; RNA polymerase II cis-regulatory region sequence-specific DNA binding
Source: RefSeq, a predicted model, not a curated record
CAUGAUGAUAAUCAAAUGGAUUUGACAUUGACCACUAGUACUGCUAAUAAAAAUAUUAUCGUUGCUGUUGUUGAUGAUAAACGACCGGAAGAUAUUAUUGAAUCAACAUUCAAUGAAAUUGAAAUUGAUUCAAAUGAAAAAACUAGUCGACAAAAUAACAAUGAUGAUGAUGAUGAUACGAUAAUUAAUAAUAGACAAAAUAAGCAAUAUGGACAACCAAAACAACAAAUUUGUCCUCGAAAACAUCGUCCUCGUCAUCAUAAUCAUUCAUGUAGUCAUUUAAGAAAACAAUGUAAACAUUAUCAAUUACGUGCCUUAUUGAGUCAACCAUUAACAACAACAACAACGAUGAUGAAUAAUCAACAACAACAACAAAAUACAAUUUCAGAACCAAAUUCACAAAUAUGUAGUACAUGUAAAAAAAUAUUUCAAUCACCUUGGCUAUUGAUGCAACAUGCUCAAAAUGAUCAUGGUUUAAAAAUUUAUGAAGAAUUUGAUGAUGAUUUUGAUUCAUUUACAAAUGUUGUUACUACUUCGGCUGGUUUGGAUGUUACAAAUACAAAUGAUGAUUUUAUUCAACAACAAAAUCCUAAAAUGAUGAUGAUGAAUGGCCAUCAAUCAUCAUCAACAAAUUUGUUACCACCAUCAAUUAAUAAAUCAGGCCCUAAUGGAAAUUCAUCACAGCUAUGGUCAAAUGGUCAAACUGUUACUAAUCAAUCAUCAUCAACAUUACCGGUUAGCAAUAUUAAUAAUCUUCAAUCAAUAGCUGCAAUGAUGACAACAGCCGGUUUUAAUCUAACAACAACACAAUUAGAAGCUAUAUUACGAUCAUCCGCAGCAUCUAGCCAAUCAUCAUCAUCAAAUCCUCUUUCAUCAUCAACAUUAUCUUUGUUACAAGCAAUAACUGCAGCGGCAAAUGUCGCAACAACUGGUGGCAAUAAUAGUCAAAAUAAUCGUCAACAAAUUGCCGCUACUAGUCAUCAAACAACAGCAGCAUCAGCAACAGAUCUAUUAGGUCAUCAUCAGCAACAUCAUUUAGCAUCUGCAGCCGCAUCAUCUCAUCCUUCAAAUGCAUUAUUAAAUGAUUUGUAUUUGAUUGGUGUUGGUGGUGGUGGUCCUCUUAAUUCAAAUAAUGCAAGUCUAGAAACUCAGAUACCACCAACGACGAAUCAUAAACGAAAUGGACAUCAUCAUCAUCAUCAUCAUACAAAUCCGGUUACAUCAAUAAACCAACAACAUCAAACAUUAACUAAUUUUACUAAUCAUUUUUUUGAUGGUUCAACAACAACAACAUCUUCGGCAAAUGCAGCAUUUGAUUUAUAUUCAAAGCAGAUGCGACAAUUGGCCAAUUCAAUGACACAACAACAACAACAACAACCAUUACCAUUAUCAUUGCCACCACCAACAACGACAACGGCUGCUGCUGCUGCUGCCAUUAAUUCAAUAACACCGAAUUUAUCGAAUGCUAGUCUGAUGAAUAAUAAUACUGCUACUAAUAAUAAUAAUAAUAAUGUUUUAUCAUCAUCAACAUCAUCAAAUACUACCUCCUGUUUACAAUCGAAUCGUAAAAAUCGUUUUCAAGAAUCAUCAUCAACGAUUAAUAAUAAUAAUAGUAAUUCACCGGUAAUACUUAGUCCAUUGGCACCAUCAUCAUUAAACAACGUUACUGAUAUAACAAAUAGGCAACUAUCAUCACCAUCAUUGAUGAUUAAUCAACAACAUUCACGGCCAAAUUCAAAUUCAUCAUCAUCAUCAGUGAAUCGUUUAACAUCACCACCGGUCAAUACAAAUUUAUCAUCGAAUAAUGGUAAAAGAUUGUUAAUCAAAGAAGAAACUGAUUCAAAUCAAUUGAAUAAACGUUCUUCGAUAGUAGCAGAUGAUGAUUGUAGGAUUCAACCAAAAGAAUCUUCAAACAGCAACAACAACACAUUGAAUAUACGUAGGCCACUUAAAUGUGAAUUUUGUGGUUUAGGAUUUAAAAAAGUAAUGAAAUUACGUAGACAUUUAAAACGUGUUCAUAAAGCUAAAAAAUCGAAUGGUUAUAAUAGUAAUAAUGAACAAAAACAACAAAAUGAAAAUUCAAUUAAUAAUGAUGAUGAAUGUUCAUUGAAUAAUCAAAAUCAUCAAGAUGAUUCAUCAACAGUAAUCGAUAAUGAUGAUGAUGGGGAAAAAUCUUCGACAAUGAUUAUUAAUGGAUCAGAAUCUUCACCGCCACUGGCGCCACCACCACAAGAUGAUGAUUCAACACAACAAUCAAAUCAAUCGAAUACGAUAACAAAUAAUAAUAAUAAUAAUAAUGAAUCAGUUUCGAUUGAAGAAAUUGAAGAUAAUGAAGAUGAUGAUGAUGAUAAUGAAGAUAUGGAAAUUGGUGUUGAUGAAAUUGACGACGAUGAUGAUGAUGAUGACGAAGAUGAUGACGAUGAAGAACUUGAUGAAGAAAUUGAUGAUGAUUUGAUUAAACUUUCGAAACAAAAUAAAUGUUUAAAUGGUGAUUUAAUUGCUGAAGAUUUAUCAUCUCGGUCAUCGGCUAAAUUAAGUGAUUCUUCAUCGAUAAAAAUUAGUGCAAUAACCGAUGGAGCUGGACUUCAUCAACAUCAACAACCACUUAAUAAUAAUCAUCAUUCACCACCAUUUUCACCUCGUUCGAUUAAUAGUGAUCAAUUUAAUCGAUCGAUUCAAAAACAACCAUCAAUAACAACAACAAAUAAUCAUCAUUCAACAACAACAACAACAUUAUCAGCCAAAGGAACAAGUGCAAUGCUUAAUAAUAAUAUGCAAAAUUUAUUAGGUGAAUGGAUGGAAAAAAUUGGUUUUACAAAUAUACAAUAUAAUAAUGAUACUUAUAAUAAAAUUAUGGAAGAAAGUAGUAAAGUUUUUACUAAUUAUUUGAAUAAUGCAUCGAAAUCGGAACGGAUUAAUAUGGAAAAUUUAUUUACAAAUAAUAAUAAUAAUAAUGGUGGUGGUGGUGGACUUUUGGCAUUGAAUAAUUUACUAAACAAUAGUAACAACAAGCAACAACAGCAGCAAUCACCACCAAUACCAAGAUCAUCAUCGACAACAGCAACAGCAACGAAUAAUGGAUUACCAUCGAAUAAUAAUCUACUUGGAACAAAUUUUAAUGAUUUAAUGAAUAGUCUGCAACAAAAUCCAACAAAUGCUGCUAAUUUAAAUAUGUUGGCUGGUAGUUUUUUGAAUAGUGCCUUUACUGAUCCAACAUUUGAUCCAAAAAAAUUGUUAAAAUUUGAUUUUUUAAAUCAUGAACAACAACAACAAACAGCAAUGGCAGCAAUGGCUGCAAAUAAUCCAACACUUUAUUCCAGUUUAUGGCCAUCAUCAAUGGGUCCGAAUCCAUUUUUAAAUUUUUCAACAGCAGCUACCGGUUUGAAUCCAGAAGCUGCAGUUGAAUUUUUACGAUCAACAACAAAUAAAUUAUCAUCAUCAUCAUCAGAUGUUAAUAGUGCCUUUAUUAAUAAUAAAGGUGCUUCAAUCGCAAAUUUGCCACCACCACCACCAUCAUCAUUAACACCAACGGCACAAAAUCAUCAUCAUCAUCAUAGUAAUGGUACAACAACAACAACAGCAAAUAGUAAUGGUCUUCAUCACAGUAAUAAUCGUACAAAUGGUGCAACAUUACGUAAUAGUUUACUAUCAAAUAACAACAAUAAUAAUAAUUCUUCAUUAACUGGAAUUGGUAAUCAUCAUAAUCAUCAUCGAAGUAAUAAUCAUCAUGGUUUACGUUCGUCCAAUACCAAUUCAUCAUCAACAGCGACAGCAACGACAACUACGGAUGGUCGACGAAAAGAACAUCGUUUUCGUAAUGAUACAUGUGAAUAUUGUGGUAAAGUAUUUAAAAAUUGUUCAAAUUUAACUGUACAUCGACGUUCGCAUACUGGUGAAAAGCCAUAUAAAUGUGAACUUUGUUCAUAUGCAUGUGCACAAAGUUCCAAAUUAACAAGGCAUAUGAAAACACAUGGCCGUCAUGGUAAAGAUGUUUAUAAAUGUAGAUUUUGUGAUAUGCCAUUUUCGGUACCAAGUACAUUGGAAAAACAUAUGAGAAAAUGUGUUGUUAAUCAAAAUAAUCGAAAUGCUGCGGCAGCGGCUGCAGCAGCCGCUGCUGCUGCUGCUGCAAGUCUUUCCGGUGGACAUCAUCAUCAUGCCGCAUCACCAUUAUCUAAUGCUGAAUUAGCAAUAUUAAUGCAACAACAGCAACAACAACAUCAAUUACAACAACAAUCACAUCAUCAUCAUGCCGCAUCACAUUUACAUGGUAGUGGUGGUGCUAGUGUUAAUGUACUUUCAAGCGCAAGUUCAGCCACAAGUAAUGAUAAAGAUUCUGAUCUAUAGUCCCUUUCGUCAAAUAUCAUCAUUCAAUUCAACAAGAAAAAAAAUAUCAACCUUUUAUCAGAUGAAGACGAGCUUCUUUCAACAAACAACUACCCGGUCAAAUCCAAUCAUCAUCAUCAUCAUCCCAAUCAAUCAAUCGAUCGAUCAUCACACACCUUUUAUCAUACCUUAAGCAUUUAUUAUUUGAUUUGAUACCUUACAGGUGAUAUAAGUUAUAUUAAAUAAUAUGUAUCUUCUAUAUAUAAAUAAAUAACCAGUGUAGGAAAAUUCAUUCAGAUUUUUAAAAUUCAUUUCAUUCUGAUUAUUACAUUU